AUGCCUCCGAAGGUAAGCAAGGAUAAGUCGAACCCGCCUCGGCCUUUGAAGCGAAAGCUACCGCCAGGCUCCUCGAAGCCCCACAAGAAGCGCAGGUCCCUGCCCCCCGAGAUCCGGAACAUGAUCUACGGGUUCGCCUUCAUCAGACCUGACGGGGUGCGUCUUGUCGGACAGCUCACGCUUCCCAUGCCGAGAUGUCCAAAGUGGCUCUGGAAACUAAAAUUCGUGCGACACUCCCGCGGGCGCUCGCGGCGCGUGAGCGCCGAGGACAAACUCCCCGUGCCGUUCCUGGGGUGCUGCAAACGGGUCCAUGCCGAGGCGCGAGCGAUGCUGUAUAGCAACUCCUUCGUGGCGGAAGACAUGGAGACGCUCGGGGCCUGGCUGGACAAGUUAGGCUCGGGGAACGCUACCUGCCUGCAGAGGAUACGGGUCAGAACCGAGCCUCAGACAUGGAGCCCUCGUGUGUCGACCAAGGUGCUGGAACAGCAGGAGCGGUACCGUAAUGCCUGUCGGAGGGUGGCGAACAUGCUCGCCGCCGCCGUCAACCUCGAGUCGUUCAAGACCAUCUUCUACUACCACCACAAGAUCAAGCUGCCGAGACGGAGCCGUCUCAAGCGGACCGGCCGUGUCACCGGCUGGAUGGGCCUCGCCCGCAAGAUCACGGAGGUGUUCUAUCACGACUUCCGUCCCAUCUACUCCAAGGGCCUCACGCGCGGCCGGACGCCCGAGGAGCUGUGCAGGGUCCUGGGCGUCAGCCCGAACAACUGGUGGGGCCGACGGCAGUCGCUGAGCCCAUCCACGCUCACCGCGAGGGACGCCGAGCGCGCCGAGAACGAAGUGGCCAAGCACAUGAGGCUUCUCCUGGAGAGGAACCUGAAGUACCGGCUUCACCCACGCUUCAGGGCGCAGCCUUCGAGUUCCUGA
This is a messenger RNA of Colletotrichum destructivum, 924 nucleotides long. RefSeq lists its product as uncharacterized. The transcript has 3 exons. Lineage: Eukaryota; Fungi; Ascomycota; Sordariomycetes; Glomerellales; Glomerellaceae. The coding region runs from base 1 to 924 and encodes 307 amino acids. The record is from RefSeq and is a predicted model, not a curated record.